CACAACAGUCCAACAGUCCUUGUCUGCACCCAAUCUUACUGCACUUGCUUUGAGAUCUCAUAGAACAGAGAAAGAAUUUAUGGAGUGAACGAUGCAUGGAGGAAGAAACCAUUUGAAGAAGGAAAGAAGAUGAAGAGGAUGAGAACCAGAGGAGAUAUAUCUGAUACUUUACUAAAGAAUAGUUGAUCAUGCUGUGUCAGUGUAGGUCUCCUUGUAGUGCUUCUGACCACCACCUCUGCCGUUGUGACUCAAAAUGCAGUUUACAUGGUAAUGAUAGAUAACCAGCUGUGACUAGAAGAUAACUGUGCCAGUGGAUACUGCGAGGGACCUCUGAGACGAUCCUACCGUUUGCUACUGAUGGACACAUGCUAGACUUCAUGUCCAAACUGGAGACAUCAGGGAGAGAGACACACUGCAUGCCACCUGGUAUCACCGUACCAACAAGUUAGAGAUGAACAAAGCACUCCAAAGUUCUAUCAUGGUUCUGGAAGCGGUCAACGUGACCACCAGCCCCAUCAACACUCUGGGCCAGUGGCUGGAUGCAGUGCUCCAGUCAAAGAAAGGCAUAAAGCUGGACUUCAAAAGCAUUCAGGCGGUGACUCCCUCCCUGGGCAUCCUGAGCAUGACAAACCAGACUAAAGGGAUGAAGCCCUCUCUCUACUUCCUCAGCUCAGCCUACCACUGGGACCUCCUGUAUGACCCCGUCUCGGUCAACAUGGCCCUGUCCCAUGGUGCCUCCCAGACCCAGGGCUACAUCUCCGGGAGGGGAGUUCCUCCACACAGUCAACCAGAUCUUCUAUAUCACUCUGGCCCCUUGAAGCCCUGGGGGAGGGGUAUUCCAGGGCCAUGGUGGAAGACAUGGAGGAGGUACUGAGGGGGCCCUGGCAAGGAGUGUCACUGCAGGUGAGGGCCGAGCCACUAGGUAGGUCUGUGAAGGGGCAGAGGCUUCAGGAGGGGCAGCCACGAUACUCACUGACAGUGGAGCACGGCAGGAUGGGAUCAGUGAGGAGGCUAGACUACAGGCGAUCAUGGCCAACCUCUGAGAGCAAAGACAGAAGCUUGUUUUGAAUAUCUGAGAACUACCCCACUGGGUAAAAACUGGUUGAAUCAACAUUUUUUCCACAUGAUUUCAACCCCCAAAAAAUCUAUGUGAUGACUGAAAACGGAUAGGAUUUGCAAAAAGUAAUCAACGUAAGUGCAUUCUUUUUUUCACCCAACUUUUUACCAAAAUCCAAUGACAUGGUGACCUUUUUUGUUGAUUUCACAGUGAAUUCAUGUUAGUUGACAACUCAACCAAAUGUAAAUCAAAACUAGACGUUGAGUUGACUUCUGUGCCCAGUGGGACAGGUCUAAGAUGUGAAGACAUGAUCGCCUUAAAAUGGAAGUUUGUUUUGUUGGAUUUAAAGUUAUAAAAAAGAAAAGCAAAUCAUGUCUUCAAUUUCAUCGUAAAAUAUUGAUUGUACAAUUAUUAGCAAUAAUUGUCUACUUGUCGUCAGGAAAGGAGGACCAAAACGCAGCAGGAAUGUGGAUGCUCAUCUUGAUAUUUAUUGAAACCAAGAAAACACCAAAAUAACAAACUACGACGAACCAAACAGUCUUGUAAGGCUCACACACGCAAAACAAGAGACAAUCUCCCACAAACACUAAACCAAACACAUACCCAUAUAUAGGACUCUCAAUCAGAGGCAACGAGAAAGCACCUGCCUCCAAUUGAGAGUCCAACCCCCCAUUAACCUAAACAUAGAAAUACAACCAACUAGACUAAACAUAGAAAUACAUAAACAAGGAACAGUGCCCAAAAACCCCGGAAUACAUAAAUCAAAUACCCUUCUACAAAAACACCACCCCGAACCACAUAAAACAAAUACCCUCUGCCACGUCCUGACCAAACUACAAUAACAAAUAACCCUUAUACUGGUCAGGACGUGACACAACUCUUUUGUAUUUUCUAUUAACUUUUCAAUAUAUCCCCCCUUUUUUUAAAUCGCCUUAGUUUAAGAUACAAUAUUGUAUCUUAGAUAACAAUAUCUUGUGUAAAGUGAAACAUUUAAUAGCCUUGUCAUAAAAAACGAAUUAAUAAAACAUAUCCGACAUAUGAAA
Salmo salar (Atlantic salmon) is the source of this 2100-nucleotide messenger RNA. RefSeq lists its product as uncharacterized. The record is from RefSeq and is a predicted model, not a curated record. NCBI's taxonomy places the organism in Eukaryota, Metazoa, Chordata, Actinopteri, Salmoniformes, Salmonidae.